Molecule: messenger RNA, 3102 nt
Organism: Cricetulus griseus (Chinese hamster)
Lineage: Eukaryota; Metazoa; Chordata; Mammalia; Rodentia; Cricetidae
Source: RefSeq, a predicted model, not a curated record
AUGCUGCCACUUCUGCGGUUCCUCCUCCUCCUGGCCCUAGGCCUUCGUCUGGCCAGAACACUCAACUCCAAUGAUCCCAAUGUCUGCACCUUUUGGGAAAGCUUCACCACCACCAUGAAGGAGUCCCACCUACGCCCCUUCAGCCUGUUGCCGGCUGAGCCCUGUGACAGGCCCUGGGAGGACCCCCAGACCUGCUCUCAGCCCACGGUUGUGUACCGCACUGUGUACCGUCAGGUGGUGAAGACUGACUCCCGCCCACGCCUGCAAUGCUGUGGGGGUUACUAUGAGAGCAGUGGAGCCUGUGUCCCACUCUGUGCCCAGGAGUGUGUCCAUGGUCGCUGUGUGGCUCCCAAUCGGUGCCAGUGUGCACCAGGCUGGCGAGGUGAUGACUGUUCUAGUGAGUGUGCCCCAGGAGUGUGGGGGCCACGGUGUGACAAGCUCUGCCACUGCGGCAAUAGCAGUUCCUGUGAUCCCAAGAGUGGGGUGUGUUUUUGCCCCUCUGGCCUGCAGCCCCCCAACUGCCUUCAGACUUGCUCUCCUGGCCACUAUGGUCCUGACUGCCAGUUUGGUUGCCAUUGCCAUGGGGCCUCCUGUGACCCCCAGAAUGGAGCCUGCUUCUGCCCCCCAGGGAAAACAGGACCCAGCUGUAGUGUGCCCUGUUCACAGGGCACUGCCGGCUACUUCUGCCCUAGAACCAAUCCUUGCCAAAAUGGAGGUGUUUUUCAGGUCCCCCAAGACUCCUGCAGCUGCCCUCCUGGCUGGAUGGGUGACAUAUGUUCCCUGCCCUGCCCAGAGGGUUUCCAUGGACCCAACUGUACCCAUGAAUGUCGCUGCCACAAUGGUGGCCUCUGUGACCGGUUUACUGGGCAGUGCCACUGUGCUCCUGGCUAUAUCGGGGAUCGGUGCCGUGAAGAGUGCCCUGUGGGCCGUUUUGGGCAAGACUGUGCUGAGACCUGCGACUGCGCCCCUGGUGCCCGUUGCUUUUCUGCCAAUGGCGCGUGUCUGUGUGAACAUGGCUUCACAGGCGACCGCUGCAAUGAGCGCCUCUGUCCGGAUGGCCUCUAUGGUCUCAGCUGCCAGGAGCCCUGCACCUGCGACCCGGAUCACAGUCUCAGCUGCCACCCUAUGCACGGUGAAUGCGCCUGCCAGCCAGGCUGGGCGGGCCUACACUGCAAUGAGAGCUGCCCACAGGACACGCACGGGCCGGGCUGCCAGGAACACUGCCUCUGUCUGCAUGGCGGCAUCUGCCUUGCAGACAGCGGCCUCUGCCGGUGCGCACCCGGAUACACGGGACCUCACUGCGCUAACCUUUGUCCACCGGACACUUAUGGAAUCAACUGCUCCUCCCACUGUUCCUGCGAAAAUGCCAUCGCCUGCUCCCCCAUCGACGGCACAUGCGUUUGCAAGGAAGGUUGGCAGCGUGGUAACUGCUCUGUACCUUGUCCCCCUGGCACCUGGGGCUUCAGUUGCAAUGCCAGUUGCCAGUGUGCCCAUGAGGGAGUCUGCAGUCCCCAAACUGGAGCCUGUACUUGCACCCCUGGGUGGCAUGGAGCUCACUGCCAGCUUCCUUGCCCGAAGGGGCAGUUUGGUGAAGGUUGUGCCAGUGUCUGUGACUGUGACCACUCUGAUGGCUGUGACCCUGUUCAUGGACACUGCCAAUGUCAGGCUGGCUGGAUGGGUACACGCUGCCACCUGCCUUGCCCAGAGGGCUUUUGGGGAGCCAACUGCAGCAAUACCUGCACCUGUAAAAACGGGGGUACUUGUGUACCUGAGAGUGGCAACUGUGUGUGUGCACCAGGGUUCCGAGGCCCCUCCUGCCAGAGGCCCUGUCAGCCUGGUCGCUAUGGCAAACGCUGUGUGCCCUGCAAGUGUAACAACCAUUCUUCCUGUCACCCUUCGGACGGGACCUGCUACUGUCUGGCAGGCUGGACGGGCCCGGAUUGCUCUGAAUCAUGUCCCCCAGGUCAUUGGGGACUCAAAUGCUCCCAGCCCUGCCAAUGUCAUCAUGGUGGAACCUGCCACCCCCAGGAUGGGAGCUGUGCCUGCACCCCAGGCUGGACUGGACCCUAUUGCUUGGAAGGCUGCCCACCAGGAGUAUUUGGUGUCAACUGCUCCCAGCUAUGCCAGUGUGGUCCUGGAGAGAGGUGCCACCCAGAGACCGGGGCUUGUGUCUGUCCUCCAGGACACAGUGGUGCACCCUGCAAGUUGGGAAUCCAGGAGUCAUCCACCAUCAUGCCCACCUCUCCUGUGACCCAUAACUCACUGGGUGCAGUGAUUGGCAUUGCAGUACUGGGGACCCUUGUGGUGGCCCUGGUAGCACUGUUCAUCGGCUACCGCCAUUGGCAAAAGGGCAAGGAACACGAGCACUUGGCAGUGGCUUACAGCUCUGGGCGACUGGAUGGCUCUGAUUAUGUCAUGCCAGAUGUCUCUCCGAGCUAUAGUCACUACUACUCCAACCCUAGCUACCACACUCUGUCUCAGUGCUCUCCUAACCCCCCACCCCCUAACAAGGUUCCAGGGAGUCAGCUCUUUGUCACCUCCCAGGCACCUGAGCGGCCAGGCAGAGCCCGUGAUAAUCAUGCUACACUUCCCGCAGACUGGAAGCACCGACGAGAGCCCCAUGACAGAGGCUCCAGCCACCUGGACCGAAGCUAUAGCUGUAGCUAUAGCCACAGGAACGGUCCAGGACCAUUCUGUCAUAAAGGCCCCACUUCUGAAGAGGGCCUGAGGGCAAGUGUUAUGUCCCUGAGCAGUGAGAACCCCUAUGCUACCAUCAGAGAUCUGCCCGGCCUGCCUGGGGAACCCCGAGAAAGCAGCUAUGUGGAGAUGAAAGGCCCGCCAUCAGGGUCUCCUCCCAGGCUGCCUCUUCAUAUUCGUGACAGCCAGCAGCGGCAACUGCAGCCACAGAGAGACAGUGGCACCUAUGAGCAGCCCAGCCCGUUGAGCCAUAAUCAGGAGUCUGUGGGCUCUACGCCCCCUCUUCCUCCAGGCCUGCCUCCUGGCCACUAUGACUCACCCAAGAACAGCCACAUCCCUGGCCACUACGACUUGCCUCCGGUAAGGCAUCCACCAUCACCUCCACCUCGGCGACAGGACCGCUGA